This is a messenger RNA of Cuscuta epithymum, 4960 nucleotides long. Lineage: Eukaryota; Viridiplantae; Streptophyta; Magnoliopsida; Solanales; Convolvulaceae. The record is from the annotation of a GenBank genome assembly.
GUACAAAGUAUAUUUUUGGGAAAAAAUUUACACAAUUUUUUUUACCUUAAUAAUUUAAACAAAAUUGAAAUUUGAAGUGCCCCUCUCAAGCUACGCCCCUGGCGGGCUAGGCUUGGCUGCUCACUUGGUCAAUCUAGUGCGGGGGCCGGGGCCGGUGGGUUCGGAGGCGGAAGUAAAAACUUGUCGGGUUAAUAAGACCCGGCGGAAACCAUUCUAAUCUCAUUUUUUAUAGGUCACAAACUUCCAAAGGGGACAAUGCCUUCGUUAAAAAAUGACGUUUUGCACAACGAACAGCCAAAGUCUCCAAACCUGAAAAUCAAACCAGAAUAUACCCGACUCUUCAUUUCCUAGGAUUAAAGCCUGCUAAUUCGUGAUUGAAAUCAAAAAGGAAAAAAACACCCGUCCAAUAGCAAUAUCUGUCUGGAAAAUCAAAUUUGAAUGACCAUAGUAAUAUACGGAGUAGGUGUCCAUGCCAAGUGCGCCAAACUCCAAGAGCUAUCCAUCCCAGCUAUCUUUCCAUGCUGCUGAAAUCUGCAACGACACCACUCAGAGCUACAAGCAAGAGCAGAGCUGCAGAACAGAGCUGCUUAGGGAGUGUUUGCAACUGCUUCUGCUUAAAAAAAGUACUUUUGGAGAAGUAAUGAAAAAGUGAUUGAUAGUAAAAGUUGAUAGUGUUUGAGAAAAAAGUGAUUUUGAAAAGUAAAAGUUGGUAGUGUUUGGUAAAAUAAGUGCUUUUUGUGUAAUAGAAAAGGGAAAAGCACUUUUCACACGCAAGCCGAGAAAAAGUAAAAAUUGGUAGUGUUUGGUAAAUAAGUGCUUUUUAAAGCCAAAAGCUGAGAAGUGCUUUUUUUUAAGCAGUUGCAAACACUCCCUUAGCACUCCUCCAACUCUGCAAUUCCCUUCCCAAACUCUCUCAAUUGUACACCCACAUCCUCAAGCUAGGCCUUCGGUCUAACCCUCUUGUCCUCACCAAAUUUGCCUCAGUUUCCUCUGACCUUGGCGCCAUAAACUGCGCUUCAGCCUUCAUCUUCAGCCCAGAUACGGAAUCCCAUAUCUUCGAUACCUUUCUUUUCAACACUGUGAUCAGAGGCUUCGCUCAAACCCGUGGCUCUACUCACAAUGCUGUGCUAUACUACCAGAAAAUGCGUAAUCUUGAAGUUCCGCCUAAUAAGUUUACCUUCCCGUUUGUUCUUAAGGCCUGCGCGGGCAUUGGGGACUUGAAGCUUGGCGAAUCGGUUCAUGGGUUACUGGUGAAGUUUGGGUUUGAUGAUGAUAGGAAUGUUCUGAACACUAUGGUUCACAUGUACUGUUGCUGUGGUAGUGGGAUUGAGUACGGCCGCAAGGUGUUUGAUGAAAUGAAUGACUGGGACUCGGUUGGUUGGAGUGCGAUGAUAGGUGGGUAUUCACGCUGGGGUAUGUGCAGCGAGGCAAUUGGCUUAUUCAGGAAGAUGCAAAUGGCAGGGGUGAAGCCUGAUGAGAUCACAAUGGUCUCUGUCUUGUCCGCAUGCAGGGAAUUGGGAGCUCUUGAGCUCGGGAAGUGGCUCGAGGAGUAUAUAGAGAGGGAAAAACUUCAGAAAAGCACUGAGCUUUGCAAUGCUCUCAUUGAUAUGUUUGCAAAGUGCGGGGAUGUUGAUAAGUCGUUGAGUUUGUUUUCUCGAAUGGGCAAGAAGAACGUCGUGUCCUGGACAUCUGUGAUAGACGGAUUGGCAAUGCAUGGUCGGGGCUCUGAGGCAGUUUCAUUGUUUGAAAAGAUGAGAAGUACUGGAAUCACACCAGAUGGAGUUUCUUUCACUGGGUUGCUUACUGCUUGUAGCCAUUCAGGAUUGGUUGAAGAUGGUAGGAAGUAUUUUACCGCAAUGACAAAGGAAUUCGGCAUAACCCCCAAAAUAGAACACUAUGGAUGCAUGGUUGAUCUCUUCUGCCGGGGUGGGCUUGUUAAGGAAGCAUUACGAUUUGUUGAGAGAAUGCCCAUUGAGCCGAACGCGGUCAUUUUGCGCACCUUAGUUGCUGCUUGCCGUUCUCACGGGGAGCUAAAACUCGGAGAACAGAUAACCAGAGAGUUGAUCAAAGAUGAACCAAUGGAGAACUCAAAUUAUGUACUCCUCUCCAAUAUUUACGCGAAAAUGAUGAACUGGGAGAAGAAAACCAUGGUUAGAGAGGAGAUGUUGAAGAAGGGAGUGAAUAAGACUCCAGGGAGCACGAUGCUUGAGCUUGGCACUGAAAUAUAUGAAUUUGUUGCUGGAGAUAAAAGCCAUAGUAAGUAUGAAGAGAUUUAUGAGAUGCUGGAUGAUAUGGGAAAACAAAUCAAGAAGGCUGGGUAUGUAGCAUCAACAUUAGAAGUGCUGCUUGAUAUUGAUGAAGAAGAUAAGGAGGAUGCUUUGAAUAGGCAUAGUGAAAAACUGGCUAUUGCUUUUGCGCUGUUGAAGACUCCGCCUCUAACUCCCAUACGCAUUGUGAAGAACUUGCGUGUUUGUGAGGAUUGUCAUUCAGCCACUAAGUUCAUUUCUUUGGUUUAUAAGCGUGAAAUUUUGGUGCGGGACAGGAACCGUUUUCACCAUUUCAGAGAGGGCAAAUGUUCCUGUAAAGACUUCUGGUAGCCUGGUAGGUAAUGCAGUGUUUAUACAAGAUUGCAGUGCACAGGUCCAGAUAUUUAUACGUAAAACUCAAACACUUGAGAAUUUUUGUUUUAUAUUUUUGGAGAACACUAAACUAAUUUAUAGUUCAUGGGUCAUCGUGAAAUAGUCUCUCUGUACUUUGGCACAGGGGUAAGGUUGCAUACAUCCGACCCCCCCCCCUUACCCCACCGUAGUGAGGCAUUUGCGGCAGUGGGGUAAUGUCGUCGUUGUUGUUGUACUAAACUAAUUUAUAGUAUCUGUUGAGUGAUACUCUCAACCUUGAUUUUGAUGGGGUUUGAACAUCUGACAUCGGCUUUGUAAGAUAACAUUGAUGUUAUUCGACCAGAAGGGGCUUGACAAUAGUUGCUUUAUUUUUAUUUUUUAAAGCUUAAUGUUUUUUUGGGUUUUUAUUCUUGCUGGGUUUAAGACAGAUUCUUGGUCUCUUUUCUUUGGUGUAAUAGUCAUGGUGUGAUUGGAAAAUUUUCAAGUGAAUAUCACUUUCCUUUCUACCAAUUUAAAAUGUAAAAAGAGGGCAAUUCCAUUCAAAUCUGGUUGGUGUCUGCUUCUCCCCAACGUCUGAGAAUCUGGUCACCUAUUAACUGCGGCCUCAUUGCUGGUUGAGUUUGUUUCUCAAACAGACCUUGCAGGCGCUGGUUCUGAUGUGCACAUGUCUCUUUCUUACUUGAAGAAGAUGAUACAGGAUAACAUGGUUCUCAUGCUCUGGUGUUGUUGACAUGAGGCAGUUCUCUCUAGAUUUUCAGUGAGGCAGAAUGUUUUGCAGCUAGUAGUGAGGGCUGAGAAUUGUGAUGGAACCAUUUCUAUCCGUUGGAGCUACGCACAGGCCCUUAUGGUAAUAUGGUUGUUACUGUGGCCUAUCACUCGGCUCUAUGCCUCUAUCCUAAGAAGGCUAAGGCAACUACUGUUACUUAAUUGAGUUUAAGAAAUAAUUAAAUAUUUAUGACUAAAAUAAAUGUUCUUUACAAAAAUGGGAUCUCUUAAGUGUAGUGAUUACAAUAGUAACUUGAAUCAUAGUUACUUAUGCUCAAUGUUUAUACUUAAAUAACCAUCUUAGUAUACUCAUAGUAACUUUUGUUAUAGUUUUACAAAUCAGUAAUAUUUUUCUUAAAACCUCUAAAUUUUGGGAUUGCUAAACAAAUCACCUACAUGUUGAAGCCUUAACUGCUCGAGUGACUUGAGUGAUAAUAAUAAUUGCUAAAAAUGAUAGUAACAACAACAAUAAUAAUAAUCAUAAUCAUAAUCUUAUCUUAAAAACUUAUAAUUGUCAAUGAAGGUAAGGGUAUCUUAGGGAUGAAAAAAAUGUUGGUGUAAUCAUUUGCCUUUAUUAGGUGGUACAGUGUGUUUUAGGAUGUGUACUCUCUCAACGGGAUUUAUUUUUCCGUUUAAUAGACUCCCGUCUAAUCUAACGUCUGUUAUAUAGCUUCUACGACAUCUGCUUGUUUCGUCUCUGAGCUGCCACAAUGCCACUCGCCCUGGUAUCACGCUUGUUUUCUACCACACACUAACGAUUUCCAAUACCGACACAUAGCAACGCCGAACCUACCCAAAAGCACCGAGCACCGAGCCAACUAACGGUGCACACCCUUGGUCCCCACCAUCACCACCAACAUGAAGACGAGGUCAUGAAACGUUCGCCGGAAAAUGGCCAUGACAUGAACUCCGAAAAUUUCAACCAUAGGAGCCGUGACAGCGGAGAAAGGCGGAGGAGGCGGAGGGGCACGACCAUGAAAAGAAGGAAAGCUAUAUCCAGAAGCAAUUCCGCAAAAUGUUGAAUCAAUGCUUCUGAAUUUGAAAGAAGAAUGCCAAUUUCUUCUUUGCUUCAUCGGUGCGCAUCAAUUUUUGGAUUUGAAUUAAUCUUCAUUUUAUGUUGCUUGUUCAUACAAGUAGUUUGUAAAUAAAAAAUCGCAUCCGUGUGUGAUGUAGAUGAUAGAAGAAGAAAUUGACAAAUGUAUAUAUACACUCCGCAUUUAGGAGCCAGCCAUGGAAAUAAUAAUGCACACUAUAAAGUACUCCCUCUGUCCCAAUUUGUUCUGCAAAAUCAAUAUUUUUUGGUCAACUAAAAAUAAAAGUCAACCCUUCUUAUGCAUAAUUAAUUUAAUUUUUAAUAAAUAAAAUUUACAUAUUCAUAAACUACAUCAAAAUCUCUUUAAAGUUGUAAACUCCAAAUUAGAAUAUAAUUAAAAAUUGGCAUCCUAAUUAAGUGAACAAAACGCAACUGUUUGACCAAGAAAAAUCAAAUUUGCAAAUCAAUUCGGGACGGAGGUAGUAUAAACUUUUCCCAUGUAAACAAAAAAAAUAAUGCAGGUUAUAGGGGGUGUUUGGAUCUG